AUCAAAGGCAGCUUUGCCCAAGUCAGGGUAUUUCCAGCUUUGUGGCUUUCACUUCCACUUCUACCAGGUGGCCUCCUGUGGACAAAUCAGAUUUCUCCUCAGCCCCAACUUCAAGAAGUGAGCCAGGGGUUCAGGGUCUCAGACACGCAGGCAGCAGCGGCGGCAGCAGCAGCAGCAGCAGCAGAGGCAGCAAGAGGCUUGGGUUAGACCAGAGGCACAACCAUGGAAGACCAGCGCGACCUGAUCUCCAACCAUGAGCAGCUGCCCAUGCUGGGCCAGCGUCCUGGAGCCCAGGAGAGCAAGUGCAGCCGCGGAGCCCUGUACACAGGCUUUUCUGUCCUGGUGGCUCUGCUCCUGGCUGGUCAGGCCACCACUGCCUACUUCCUGUACCAGCAACAGGGCCGGCUGGACAAGCUGACUGUCACCUCGCAGAACCUGCAGCUGGAGAACCUGCGCAUGAAGCUUCCCAAGUCUGCCAAGCCUGUGGGCAAGAUGCGGGUGGCCACCCCCAUGCUGAUGCAGGCGCUGCCCAUGGAAGGCCUGCUCCAGGGGCCCAUGCAGAACGCCACCAAGUACGGCAACACCACAAUGGACCAUGUGAUGCACCUGCUCCUGAAGGCUGACCCCCUGAAGGUGUACCCACAGAUGAAAGGGAGUUUCCCAGAGAAUCUGAAACACCUUAAGAAGACCAUGGAGGGCCUGGACUGGAAGAUCUUUGAGAGCUGGAUGCAUCAGUGGCUCUUGUUUGAAAUGAGCAAGAAUUCGCUGGGGGAGAAGCUCACUGAAGGUUCACCAAAAGUACUGACCAAAUGCCUGGAAGAGGCCAGCCGCAUCCCCGCCAUCCACCCGGGCAGGUUCAAGCCCCAGUGCGACGAGAACGGCAACUAUAUGCCGCUCCAGUGCUUUGGGAGCAUCGGCUACUGCUGGUGCGUCUUCCCCAACGGCACCGAGGUCCCCCACACCAGAAGCCGUGGGCGCCAUAACUGCAGUGAACCACUGGACAUGGAGGAUCUGUCAUCUGGGCUGGGUGUGACCAAGCAGGAUCUGGUCCAAGCCACCAUGUGAGAACAGCAAUAGAAGACACCAGCACCCAGUCAGCCCUGCAUGGCCACAGCUUCCUUGCUCUCUUCCGUCCCCCAAACCUAGCCACAUACUCCUCCCCCUUACAUGCCCUGCUCCCGCCGUCUCCCCCGCUGCACCUCAUUUCGUGAGACUCUGGCACCUGGUUCUCCAUCAUCCUUGGACAGAAAUCACAUCAGAACAGCAGAUUAGGAGGGCCCUGCUGCCCAAGCCCCCAUCCAUCAGCAGACACACAAGGCCCAAGGAGCUGGACCAUGAGCUAGGCUGACCCCCAUUUCUGACACCACAGCAGCUCCCAACAUGGAGCCCCAAGACCUAGACCCAUGGACAAGGAGAGAAGGUGCAGGAGAGGGGACGGCACUUCUCCCCUCUGGCUUUCCAGCCUAUGUAAUUGGGGCAUAAGCCACCCUUUCCCUCUCCCCAGAACCAGCCUCUCCACCACAGCCCCUCCUCACCCUGCCAAAGCCCAGUUCCCUCCGCGCAGCAAGCUUGCCAUCAGCCCUUAGCAACAUGGCUUCUAAUAAAAGGUAGUAAGUAGAA
Molecule: messenger RNA, 1620 nt
Organism: Myotis brandtii (Brandt's bat)
Lineage: Eukaryota; Metazoa; Chordata; Mammalia; Chiroptera; Vespertilionidae
Gene: CD74
Product: CD74 molecule, major histocompatibility complex, class II invariant chain
Exons: 9
Coding region: 223-1065 (280 amino acids)
Biological process (GO): positive regulation of kinase activity; positive regulation of macrophage cytokine production; protein trimerization
Cellular component (GO): membrane; cell surface; cytoplasm
Molecular function (GO): MHC class II protein binding; cytokine receptor activity; macrophage migration inhibitory factor binding
Source: RefSeq, a predicted model, not a curated record